AUGGCCACGCGCCGCCGUCACCGCCGCCAAAACCAGCCGCCUGGUAAUAUCCCUCGAAACUGGGCUGCGGCUGCAGAUGCGCCACGGGCUAAAAGAAGAAAGACCUCGCCGUGCCAACGACAAGAAGAUAAAGUGUAUGCAGGGCCAAGCCUUCCAGAGGACAUCUGGUGUCACAUACAUUCCCUGCUGCCGCUGCGAGACGCUGCCCGAACGGCCUGCGUCUCCCACGCCUUCCGUUGGUCCUGGAGACGCCUCCCCAACCUCUCCUUCAGCAAGGACUCGCUUGGGUUGGGUAGAGAAACACACCGAAAGAAGGGGAUCUCUAAGGAUUUCACCAAAAAGGUUGACCGCAUCUUGAAGAAGCACUCCGGCACCGGCAUAAAGACGUUGGAGUUUCGCAUGGCCCCUCAUUACAAGGCGAGGAACCAUGGAAGACUCGACAGAUGGCUUCAGAUGGCUGCUACACCCGGGAUUGAGAAGGUCACCCUUUUCUUGUCCUCGAAAGAUGGCACAUAUGGGUUCCCUUGCUCGCUUCUGUCCGACGGGAAGGGAGACUCGAUCCGUCAUCUUGAGCUCGCCAAUUGUUUCUUCUGUCCCACGACUGGCCCUUGGUCCUUGAGGAACCUCACAGUAUUAGACUUGAGUUUUGUGCAUGCCACAGGGGAGGGGCUAUGGUGCCUUCUCUCCACUUCUUCAGCCUUAGAGCGAUUUUCUCUCAGGUAUUGCAGUGGCAUAAUCUGCUUGAGCAUACCUGGCUCUCUCCAACGGCUAGAAUUCCUAAAGGUGGACGGAUGCGACGAUCUGCAAGCGGUAAAGAGCAAAGCUCCCAAUCUAUCCAGGUUCAACUUUGGAGGUAACCACCGCCGGACGCAUAUCUCGCUUGGAGAAGCCCUGCGAGUGAAGGAGCUAUACAUGGACUGUUCUAGCUAUGCUUGUUGUAGUCGAGCUGAGCUGGUACCCAGCGGCACGCUAGAUGCUGAAACCGUCAUUGUGCAUCCAAUCACCAAGACCAUGGACACGCCCGCUAGAAUAUCAAGCAAAUCUACGCACCUGGAGCGUCUGUACAUCCAAGGGAUUGGUAUAACGCCGUUUUAUCUGAGCGUCAAGUACUGCGCUCUCUUUGGUGGUUCUCACUCCGUGGAGGAUUUCACCUCCUAUGUCUCCAAUCAAUUGGUGGAUCACGUCUCGUUUUACUCAAUGUUUCCUGGUGGGGAGACCAGUGGUUUGCCCAUGAAGGAGGUGAGCCAGGUUGAGGGUGCAUGCCAUAUGCUCAAAUCCUGGUUGAGCUGA
Lolium perenne is the source of this 1290-nucleotide messenger RNA. RefSeq names its product F-box/LRR-repeat protein At3g26922-like. Gene Ontology annotation, molecular function: protein binding. The record is from RefSeq and is a predicted model, not a curated record. NCBI's taxonomy places the organism in Eukaryota, Viridiplantae, Streptophyta, Magnoliopsida, Poales, Poaceae.